Molecule: messenger RNA, 1770 nt
Organism: Scatophagus argus
Lineage: Eukaryota; Metazoa; Chordata; Actinopteri; Scatophagidae
Gene: rabac1
Product: Rab acceptor 1 (prenylated)
Exons: 6
Coding region: 170-793 (207 amino acids)
Cellular component (GO): Golgi apparatus
Source: RefSeq, a predicted model, not a curated record
ACAACAGAGGAUGGACAGUCCCCGAUACGGUCAGUAGGUGGCGGUGUUCAUCGCGUAGACAGCAGGAAGUUAGAUGACAUCCGCAUCACAUCCGUGAAAAACACAACAUUAGAACAACAUUAGAAGGUCUGAGUGAGUCCCAUCAAAGUUCUUCUAAGACAGUCUGUAGAUGUCAACUGGAGGUCCAAAGGGGGAGAACUGUCUUGUAGACAUGGACAGCAAGGCUGGCGAUCUGUUCAGUGCUGAGGAUGCUCAUCCAACUGGUACAGGCGGAGCUGGAAUCAUGGCAAAGCUCUGGCUCCCCAAAGGUUUCUCAGCCAGUAUGGCUAAAGAGUGGUUUGAUAGGCGUCGUAUGUCCAUUCGACCUUGGGCCAGCUUCGUGGACCAACGCAAGUUUUCAAAACCCCGCAACUUUGGAGAGAUGUGUCAGAGGAUUGUGAAAAAUGUGGAAAUUUACAACAGCAACUAUACCUUCAUCUUCCUGGGUCUCAUCCUCUACUGCAUAAUCAGCUCACCGAUGCUGCUGAUUGCCUUGGCUGUGUACGCUGGUGCCUUCUACAUAAUUCACCUCAAGUCCCUGGAGUCCAAACUGGUUGUCCUCGGCAGGGAAUUGACUGUCCCUCACCAGAUGAGUCUGGCUGGAGUUGUUUCUCUUCCUGUGUUCUGGCUAGCUGGAGCUGGAGCUGCAGUCUUUUGGGUCCUGGGAGCGACGCUGUUUGUGAUUGGCUCUCAUGCCGCGUUCCGUGAGCUGGAGGCAUCCGACAUCGAAGAGCUCCUCAUGGAGCCUGUGUGAGGAGUAGACUGAACUCUCGGCAGGUGAUGGUCGACGAUCAGUCAUCACUUUGACCCUGUAAUAAUGUUAACCCAGGAGGGGUUGAGGAAAAACCUGCUCCAAGAUCUGCUCCAUAGUUAUUUGUGCAUCCUGUAUACCUUGUAUCUUACCUGUGCCAGUGUACCAACAAUACACCUUGUCUUGCUGCUAAAGUAGUCGUUAUUACUAACUGCAUUGCCUUUUUCAAACUCAGUCAUACACAUAACUUGCCAGAUGCAAAAAUAAUUAAUGUUACAGAUUAUUAUGAUAUGAACUACGAGGACUAUAUGCCUUUCUCUACUUAUUUUAUACCUUGGAUGCCUCUGGUUUGUGUCAAAUAGCCUCUGGCUCCCUGCAGUAUCCCUUACAUGGUGGCAUAUCUUUCAGCUUAUUAAUCUUACAGAACUAUCUGUGCUGCACACUCUGCUGUAGAUAUAUUCAGCUUCUGUAUCUAAUGCUUAUGACAAGGUUGCUGAUUUCUCAUGUAAAGAUAACGUAUACAGUAAAUGCAAUGUUCGCAACUCUAAACUGUAAGUUCGCAACUCUAAACUGCUAAAACAUGAUUUAUUUUCCAAAGGAAAAAGUGCCAUUUAAAGCUUUAAAAAUCUGUCUCUUAUUAUGACCAUGCACAAAUAAAAAUUGUAUAUUAAUGAGAAUACAAAAACUAUUUGGGAUUUGAGGUAGGGUACCAAACAGAGGUAGGCUGAUGAAAAGAACUGUUGAAAGGUCAGUACAUUGUGAAGGUGUUUUGCAUUGGGAUAAUGUGGUACAUUGAUGACUGUGUGUAUGCAUAUUUAUCAGCUCUACUUCCGGGAUUCCGAUUUGAAGGUCAUUCUGUAAACCUCAACUGUUUCUUCAUUGUAAUUCAUUCUUCAUUUGUUUACACUUUGAUGUAAGUUGGAUGCUUUUUGUAUUUAAGUGACAUUUUGGAAGUGCAAUAAACCCCUGGUGUAAAGAUA